This is a messenger RNA of Arachis duranensis, 726 nucleotides long. RefSeq lists its product as uncharacterized. Bases 1 to 726 code for a protein of 241 amino acids. The transcript has a single exon. Lineage: Eukaryota; Viridiplantae; Streptophyta; Magnoliopsida; Fabales; Fabaceae. The record is from RefSeq and is a predicted model, not a curated record.
AUGGCGAUCACGCACAGGCUUAAAGGUGUCUGGGGAAUCAAAGGAGGACAUCAGGUACUAGAUGUCGGUUUUAGCUAUUUCUUAGUCAAAUUUGAUCUUUUGGAGGAUCGAGAAAAAGUUCUCCUUGGAGGACCGUGGAUGAUUGCUGGUAGUUAUGUUGCGGUUUAUGGUAACAUAUUUGGGUCUACCAUGGUUUGGAUAAGGAUUACAUGUUUAGACAUUAACUACUAUCAAGAGAAAGUCAUGAAAAUGAUUGCGUCAACGGUUGAAAAACCAAUCCGCAUCGACUUAGCCACCAAGUCUGCAAAGAGGAAAAAAUAUACAAGAUCAUUUGUGAAAAUCAACUUGGGACUUCCAGUCAUAAAGAUAAUUCAAGUUCAUGGUCAUAUGUAUGAUAUAGAAUAUGAGCACUUGAAUUUAAUUUGUGAAAAAUGUAGCUGCUUUGGGCAUGUAACAAGAGAAUGUGCGAAAGAGAACAACAAUGACAUUGAGAAGGAAAGCACGGUGAAGGAGAAAAAUUUGCCGUCACUAUUUUCGAUGGAUAACAACGAGAAAACGGCAAAAGGUAGUCAAAUCCCAGUAAAAAAUAAAAAUUCAACUUUGGAAUUCGGAAUUAAUGCCAUAUCAAUUCCAAUUAUGGAGAAGCAUGAAGCAGCGGAUCUUGUACAUGAUAAUUUGCAAGAAUCACACAUGGAUAAAGAUACUCAUGCAAAAGAGGGUGCAUAG